Messenger RNA from Babesia ovata, 828 nucleotides. RefSeq names its product thioesterase superfamily protein, putative. The record is from RefSeq and is a predicted model, not a curated record. Lineage: Eukaryota; Apicomplexa; Aconoidasida; Piroplasmida; Babesiidae. The transcript has a single exon. Bases 1 to 828 code for a protein of 275 amino acids.
AUGGCGCCUAUCCGUUCCUGUGUACGGCGAGUACCCGCAUUAAUUUUCUGCCUCUAUAUUGUUGUUUUUAAUGGGUUUACUAUUGGUGCACCACCUACAGAUGGUAUUUCGGAUAGUGGUGCAUACCCGGCAAGAGGCAUUGCAUUCUACGCUGAUAAUGAAGAGUUCUACCGUAAGGUGAAAAUCCUCGAAACACUUUCUCGACCGGAUAUACAACUUUGUAAUUAUUUGAAGUUUGUACUAUUGGUGAUACGUGACUCUAAGUCUUCACCUGAGGUUAAAGAAGCAGACGCAAAAGAGUGUCAUCAACUCAUGCAUGAUAUCAACCAUAUUAGCAAUGCACAGGGAUAUUACACCGAAUUAAGAACGAUGCUUAAUGAAUACCGUGCAAUAGCCAGGCGGCUUCAAAGGAAAAAUGUACCGCCAGAAAGGUCUGCUGAACUGAGAAGCGCUUUGGAGAAUCUAGAAGAGCGAUUCAAAGGUAAAGAAAAGGCGGUAUCCGACAUCUUGAGAGUCAACAAUGCGUCGUAUUACAGAGAAACAGUCAGAAAAGCGAAAACCUUCAUUCGGAAACAUACGGGUCAAACACCACCCCAAACUCACGAUAAAGGGUCAUCGGAGAUAAGCGGCGGCAAACCAGCAGCACUCGUGUCAGACUCGUCAGGCGACACAGGAGUGCGCCAUAGCGGUGGAGGCGAAAUUGUCCCAGACUCUGACUCAGGCAAUGAAAUGAUGCGAGAAUUACUUAACGAUCGCGUUUUAUCAAAACCAUUGGAGGAGGCUCGAGCAAAGGCGACAAAAAUAGAGGAAAUAUUACGUGACCCUUGA